This is a messenger RNA of Danaus chrysippus (African queen), 876 nucleotides long. The record is from the annotation of a GenBank genome assembly. NCBI's taxonomy places the organism in Eukaryota, Metazoa, Arthropoda, Insecta, Lepidoptera, Nymphalidae.
AUGUCAUUAUCAGAGACACCAUACAAGUUGGAAUAUGCUUACAAUUUUUACUUAACUUUUGUGGCUGAUAUAUUAAUUUAUGUUAGAAAUUUCAUAUUAUACAUAGGUGUUUGGUUGAUUGGAUAUUUGUGUGUGUGUUGCGUGGUUUACAGACGUUAUGCUAGACGACUCCCGACAAGAAUUCGUGGCGCUCUCGGAGCUAAAAGAGUAUUAUUAGUUAUUGCCCAUCCUGACGAUGAGUGCAUGUUCUUUGGUCCAACAAUAUUUAGAUUGUGCGAGCAAGGUGCUGAAGUCUAUCUGCUGUGUCUAUCCAAUGGUAACUAUGAGGGUAAAGGUGGUGAAAGACGAAAGGAGCUAUGGAAUGCCUGCCGCGAGCUGGGUGUACGUGAUAGCAAUAUAUGUCUUAUCAUGGACACAAGAUUGCCGGACAACCCUAAAGCUCAAUGGCCAGUUCCCGUCGUAGCUAAGCUCAUACAACACAAGCUAGAGGCCUUGGAUAUCGAUACUUUAGUGACAUUUGAUCGUGGAGGUGUCUCAUCACACCCAAAUCACUCAGCCGCCUUUUAUGCUGUAGCCUAUAUGUUCGUUGAAAAGAAUAUGCCUUCAAAGUGUACGUUUUAUACACUGGAUUCUGUAAAUAUAUUGAGAAAGUACUUGGGGUUCCUGGAUCUUCCGCUGAGCUUUGUUCUAUCUUCCAAAAGGUACUUCCUUCGAUGGACUGAAAGUCGCCGCGUCACACGAGCGAUGAAGCUUCACAAGAGCCAAAUGGUGUGGUUCAGAUAUCUGUACGUUAUGUUUUCUAGGUACAUGGUCAUCAACACACUAAGGAAGAUCAAUCUCGCUGAUAUAGAGCUUGAACUAGAAGUAGAUGACUAG